GUUUUACAGCGCUGCAAGACUUCCGAGAGCGGCGGCGACAAAAGCAUAGAGGCAACUUUGAGAGGAAAACACCGACGCCGCGGACCGAGCGCGAUGUUCGUAACACACUGAAACAGCGCCCGGCUCCACGUCGACCCGGACCGAACACAGAAAUUUUGGCGGUACAUAAUUGUAGCGCUCAUGCUUUCAUUCUGAAGGGGUUGGAGCGGAAGUCUGGUCGUCGUUGCUGCCCAUUGAACACAGGCCGGCCAAGAUGGCAGAAUACCUGGCGUCCAUUUUUGGGACUGAGAAAGAUAAGGUCAACUGCUCUUUUUAUUUUAAAAUUGGUGCCUGUCGACAUGGAGACCGCUGCUCCAGAUUACACAACAAGCCAACUUUCAGCCAGACCAUUGCCCUCCUGAACAUUUACCGGAACCCCCAAAACAGUGCCCAGUCUGCCGAUGGCCUCACCUGUGCCAUCAGUGACAUGGAGAUGCAGGAGCACUAUGAUGAGUUUUUUGAGGAGGUCUUCACAGAGAUGGAAGAAAAAUACGGAGAAGUGGAGGAGAUGAACGUAUGUGACAACCUUGGGGACCACCUAGUAGGAAACGUGUACGUGAAGUUCCGUUACGAGGAGGACGCAGAGAAGGCCGUGAUAGACCUGAACAACCGGUGGUUCAAUGGGCAGCCCAUCCACGCCGAACUCUCUCCCGUCACAGACUUCAGAGAAGCUUGCUGUCGCCAGUAUGAGAUGGGGGAAUGCACUCGUGGUGGCUUCUGUAACUUCAUGCAUCUGAAGCCCAUCUCCCGUGAACUGAGGAGAGAGCUCUACGGACGCCGGAGGAAGGGCCGUCAUCGGACUCGGUCUCGAUCAAGAGAGAGACGAUCUCGCUCUCGAGACAGAGGCCGGGGAGGUGGUGGCGGCCGCGGAGACCACGAGAGACGCCGCUCCAGAGACAGAGAGCGUUCCGGCCGAUUCUGAGCAACAAGCCAUGACUACUUGUCCUUCCCGCCCCGUACAGAUACCCAGUCUUUUUUUUAAGUUUGUACCCUCCAGAUGUAUUCUAGGACUAAGUGACAGGUACCCGAAUAUGAAGCUGUGACAGCAUUGAUGACCUUGUUUUUUUUCUUGAUUUCACUUCAUUAAAAUUACCAUUUUUACUUAA
Messenger RNA from Scophthalmus maximus (turbot), 1145 nucleotides. It is a transcript of the gene u2af1, whose product is annotated as U2 small nuclear RNA auxiliary factor 1. Gene Ontology annotation, molecular function: pre-mRNA 3'-splice site binding; metal ion binding. Gene Ontology annotation, biological process: mRNA splicing, via spliceosome. Gene Ontology annotation, cellular component: spliceosomal complex; U2AF complex. The record is from RefSeq and is a predicted model, not a curated record. Bases 254 to 961 code for a protein of 235 amino acids. The transcript is spliced from 9 exons. NCBI's taxonomy places the organism in Eukaryota, Metazoa, Chordata, Actinopteri, Pleuronectiformes, Scophthalmidae.